This is a messenger RNA of Striga asiatica, 3328 nucleotides long. The record is from the annotation of a GenBank genome assembly. NCBI's taxonomy places the organism in Eukaryota, Viridiplantae, Streptophyta, Magnoliopsida, Lamiales, Orobanchaceae.
GUUUUCCCUUGUCCAUUCUAAGCUGAUCAAAAUAUUAUUUUAUUAGCAUCCAUGAAAGCUUGAAGAUUGUGUGAUCAUAUAUCCUUGAGCUCAUAUUCUCCUUCAUUAUUCACUCUAUCUCGUGCAAAAUCCAGAGUUUUCCUGAUUUUUUCGCAGUUGUAAGUCUCGCACAGAUACUGAUUGUUUGAUCGUAUAUAUGUGUUUGGAGCUGAACAUCCAAAAUGCAGCAGGGCAGAGAUCCAUUCUUUGGCUUUGGUGAUCCUUUUGGUAAUUUUGGAGGCCAAAGAAGUCUAAUCUCUAGCUUUUUUGGGGGAAGGGAUCCAUUCGAUGACCCGUUUUUCACACGUCCCUUUGGAAGCAUGUUUGAGUCAAGCAUCUUUGGAUCUAAUGGAGGUCCAUAUAUGAAUCCACUUUCUUAUGGAUAUCUUGAACAUCAGCCUACACAGCCGAAUGCAUCAAGGGGACCAGUGAUUGAGGAGCUGAAUUCUGAUGAUGAGGUUGAUGCAAAAGAAAAUGGAAAGGACAAAAAGGAGAAUCCUAGGAAACAUGGAAGAUCUGGUAAAGAGCCUUUUGUGGAGAACCAUGAUGAUGAAGAAACUGAGCAAAAGAGCAAGCAUAUGGCUCGCCAAAAUGAGAUCUACCAGAUGCAAAGUGCACGGUCACAGCCUCAAAGUCAUAGCUUCUCCUAUCAAAGUACCACUAUUUCUUAUGGUGGUGCAAAUGGUGCAUACUACACUUCUUCUAGAACAAGGAGAUCAGGGAGUGAUGGAUUAACAUUUGAAGAAUGCAAAGAAGCUGAUUCAUCUACUCGCCAAGCAACUCAUAGGGUCUCAAGGGGUAUCCAUGACAAGGGUCAUUCCUUAACUCGUAAGUUGAACUCGGAUGGGCAUGUUGACACAAUGCAGACUCUGCAUAAUCUUAAUGAAGACGAACUUGGCGGCUUUGAGGAAGCAUGGAAGGGAAAUGCCAGGAAAUAUCUCCCUGGGUUGGGUGAAAGAUUCACUAAUCAAGAUGGUAAAGUGUUUGGAAGCGGUUAUCAGAACAGGCUUGGCAGAGAUGGAUGGGCUCUUCCUUCAACCUAUAGUUCAAGCAAUCAAGGAAGCUCGAAACCAGAUAUAGGAGGCAUGGCAGGUGCGCCACGUCAUUCUGCAAAAGCCAAAGCCGAUGGUAGUGGUCCAUCACGCAUUAGAUCAAACAGAAGCGGACACUUUUAUCUCGAGUGGAAUGUAUCUGCAUUUCUGAUGACUGAUGCUAAAAACUAUAUUACGAAGCUGAGGGUAUUUCUCAUGUACCUUCAUAUUGUUGCUGCUUUACUAAUGAACAGUACUACGGAAUCAAAAGCUGGGUCAGCUGGGCUUCUUCCACCGGCUUUUUUUCGCCCGAUUUGGCCGGUUAUUGGCUAUAAAAGGCUUUGCGUAAGAGCUCCAGCCCGAUUUUAUGCUGUAAGGUGCUCCUCAACGAAGUCUGGCGCCGGAGAGAAGAACUCUCCGGCGCGGCUGGCAGAGGUCCAGCGGCUUUUGCACGAGGCCGAGGAGCGGUUUAAAGCUGCUGGAGGUGGCGCGGAGCCCAUCCCUCAAAUAAAGCUAGAUCAUGUAACUGUAAGCUAUGCUAGGAGUGGUGGGCCAGGGGGACAAAAUGUCAACAAAGUAAACACCAAGGUUGACAUGCGGUUUAAUGUUAAAAAUGCUCAUUGGUUGAGUGAAAGGGUGAGGGAGAAGAUAAUGCAAAUGGAGAAGAAUCGGAUCAAUAGGGAUGGAGAGCUUGUGAUUUCUUCAACAAAGACAAGAACUCAGAAGGGUAACACUGAAGAUGCUUUGGCAAAAAUACAGGCUAUUAUUGAUGCUGCUUCAUAUGUCCCUCCACCUCCUUCAGCAGAGACAGUAAAAAAGAUUGCUAAAUUGUCUGCUGCUGGGGAGCAGAAACGGCUGGAUAAGAAAAAAGCCCUGUCACAUAAGAAAGCACAAAGAAGAAGCCGAGACAGCUGGGACUGAUGCUUGGGCAUAUAAAAUCAUCGGCUGUAGUACGAAUUGCUUUUCCAAGGUUGAGCGAUAUGAUUUCGAGUGAACCGAACUACCAUUGCCAGCACUUACAUCCAGUGAUGAGUUGCCGCUUGAGAAAAAAGAACCACGUUAUCAUUUGUUGGAAACAUACGAUGUACAACUCAUUAGACCGGACUCGAUAUUUAUGUGGUCAGAGACUACAUUUUGGUGCUUGUAGCUCGAGUCAUUGUGCUUGUAACGGCCUGUAAGCGUUUGUGGCUCGGUUUAUGGUUGGGCAAGAAAACUACCAUGGGUGUAUUGAUUAUUAAGUUUAUCCAAAAAUAUGAUGGGGAAGAUUAAACAAAAAUUUUCUGUUGGAUAAUUUUAAUCCUCAGUUUGUCUAAAAUAUUGCAGAGAACAGAGAGAACUAUCUCAAUCACAUGAAUACAGGUUUGUCUCUCCCUUCUAACUUCUCAUACCACAAAGAAACUAACCAUGUCAACUUCAUUUUCAUUUAUCAUCUUCUCCAAAUUAUUAACAAAUGUUUAUUUUCCAUUUUCCUUCAUAGACUAAUGAUCAAGAUCCAACUUUUGAAUCUUGCAGUUUUUCGUAGUUUAAACUAUAUGUCUAUAUCUAUCUCCUGUCCUUCCAAAACUAUGAUAAAUAUAUUCUCAUUCAUUUCCUGAAUACAAACUCUUCCCCCGACCGCCAGUCGACAUGUUUGAUCCACCUUCUCUUUCUCUUCCCCUCACCCGAACCACUGCCCGUGGCCCCAACAUGCGAGAUAUCCAAACCCUUCCCAACCGGCAAGAAAACCGACCUCACAAUCCCCCUNCCCCCGCCACCUGGAAUCCGAGCCGCUGGCGUUCUUGCACACGAUCACGGCCCCCCUCUCCCCCAACUUAGCCGCUCUCAGCAUUCCCAGAAGGUCAUCCCGUGCGCAGUUCCCUACCAGAAAGUCGAUCCCUUCAAAUUCCUCCACAGCCCUCUCUGUGGGGCCCACCACAAUUUCGCAGGCUGGCUGGCCGUGCAGCAAUCUCAUGGACUCUGCGUAUUCUGAUUUUGAUGCCUCGUCGGGGACUAUGCAGACGUGCCUGCCGCCCGUGUGGGUGGCAGCAACCGCGAGCCCGAUGCUGGUGGCCGUGGGCCCGCCUAUGGACCAUGUCUCGACAAUCAGCCGAGCAUUCCACCCGGCGGCCAUGGCCGAGAUGAGCUCGGCUACUCCUGGAUUUCCAAUAAUCGAUGGUUUUCGAAUGCUAAUUACUGAUUUAACGGUGUCCAUAUAUGCUUUUGUGGCUGUCUCUGGAGACCAAACAAGCUUCNUUUUUCUUCUGUUUUUCCUUUAUUUU